CAAUGGCGUCUGAAUUAAGCUCUGUACAAGAGGGCGCUGUUUGUGAGGAAGCCGACUGCGAAUCGAUUACUGACGUCACGUUCUACGUGAAGGAGAAGAAGAAACUCUGUCAUGACUGCGCCUUGAAAAAAGAAUGCAUCGGAAUAGCAAGAAGAGGUGGGCUUAACAUGUACUGUGAGAAACAUGAUAAAUUAAUUGAUCUAUAUUGUAAGACCCAUGGCAUACCUUUAUGUGUCUCUUGCACUCUAAUAGAUCAUGGGCAACAGCAAUGUUUGAAACAAGACGUAGAGGACGCACUCCCGGAAAUCAAAGCCUCUCUCGGCAUCCUCAGCAAAAAGGUGAUCGACAGAUUAGAGAUGCAUGGAAUCAAAGGCAUUGAGAUUCGUCACACCAGACAAGUCGCAGACGAACAUUUGCAAAAAAUUCAGAACGACGUUGAUUCCGUAAUCGAAAUCGCGAUCGAAAAAGACACAGCAAGAGAAAGGGAAGAUGCUGAUAAGAUCGACAAGGAAGUUGAUGGGGAAAAUGAACAAAUUCAAAAGGAGAUUCGAAAGCUCCAGGAUAAAAUUCAAAAGAACAAUGAGAAGAGAGAGAGGCGGCAUGAAGAAAAUCGUUCAGUUGCAGAGAAUAGACGAAAACCGAUGAUUGAUAAACAACGCAUUCUUCAUGCUGACAUUCAGAACAUCGCUCAAGAGAUCGAGAGAAAGAUUGGAGAGCUUGAGAAAUCAUGGCAAGACGACACCAAAUCAGCAGAGAAAGCAAAAGAGACACUGGACAGAAUUCUUGAAGACGAUAAAAAUAUUGUCAUAGAUGGACAUCGUGUGCAUGCAUCAGUGAGUGAGGAACUAAAGAAGCAACUGAAUGAGGGUGAGGUGAAAGAAAUAAAUCGUGUUGUAUCAGGUGUGAGGUUUGUGAAGGGUGUUGGGAGAGAGAAGUAUGAUGGAAGAAUUGAUGGGUAUGAUGGAGAGUGGAAGCUCAUUGAUACAAUCAAUGUCACAGAUAAAAUCAAUUAUCCGCGCAUUGUUGGAUGUAUAGAUGAAGAUAAGGUGAUGAUCAGAGAUGCACUGAUUGGUGAAGGACAUACCUUCAUGUUAGAUUUGAACAGUAAAACCACACAGAGAGUGAUCAACGGUAGUGAUACAUCAUUUAUAUACUCAUGUGCAGUACUGAAUGAUGACAAGAUAGUAUGUGGUAGAUACAUCAAAGGUUGUACAGGAGACAGUCUACCUGGGUGCAUCAGUGUAUACGACAGACAGUGGAAUCACAUCAAUGACGUCACAAUACCAAGAAACACGACGCGUACUGAUGUAGGGGUGCGCGUUGCAAUCGAUCAGGAUGGGAUGAUCAUCGCUGCUGAAGUGGAUCAGUCUAUGAUAUACGUCAUCAACCCAGCUAAUGAUGAGAUUAUCAAUACCAUCACGUGUAAAGAGAAGAUAGUAAUGCGCGAUGUGCUGUCAUCAGGUCACAUCAUCGCUCGACCUUCACCACCUGAUCGCAGAGCACUCAUCAUUGACAGAGAGGGUGAUCAUAGGGUAAUCCCCCACAGUGAUGUCAUCUUGAAUGUGUGUGUUGAUCGUAUGACAGACGACCUCUACGUCGUGACAUCAGAUGAUGAGUACAAGACGUGUGUGAUUGAUCAGGUGAUGAGUGAGGGUGAUAUGAAGAAGAGAAGAGUAGCAUCAUUCCCUUUAUCAACUACACUGAGGGAUGGAUUCGCUCACCUUGUUUUAUCUGGAGUGAUCAUGACAUCAUCAGGUGAUAUGAUUGCUAGUGAUGAACAUAAUAUUCUCAGAUUCAAAAAACGAUUCAUCCUCUAGCUCCAUGACAGAUGAAACCGAACAAACAAAUGAUAGUGGGAAUGAUGCUACAUCUAACCAAUAUAUGCUUUCAAAUUAAAAAGAAUAAAAAACACAAUGCAAACGCAUGAUUCAUUGUAAUUCAUGGUUUCUUUAUGGGUAAGCUUCAUAUUCAUAUUGAAAACCUAUCAGGGUUAAUACUCUUUUAU
Molecule: messenger RNA, 2005 nt
Organism: Lytechinus variegatus (green sea urchin)
Lineage: Eukaryota; Metazoa; Echinodermata; Echinoidea; Temnopleuroida; Toxopneustidae
Exons: 1
Coding region: 3-1817 (604 amino acids)
Molecular function (GO): zinc ion binding
Source: RefSeq, a predicted model, not a curated record